Messenger RNA from Eimeria necatrix, 6717 nucleotides. Its product is annotated as SNF2 family N-terminal domain containing protein, putative. Bases 1 to 6717 code for a protein of 2238 amino acids. Gene Ontology annotation, cellular component: nucleus. The record is from RefSeq and is a predicted model, not a curated record. The transcript has 15 exons. Gene Ontology annotation, molecular function: ATP binding; DNA binding; ATP-dependent chromatin remodeler activity. Lineage: Eukaryota; Apicomplexa; Conoidasida; Eucoccidiorida; Eimeriidae.
AUGGUGGGCAGUGGCAGCAGCAGCCGCAGCGGUAGCUGCGGCGGCAGCGGCCGAGGCCGGGGUCGGCCGCAGCGGUCCUGCGCCUCCCGCGAUUCUGGGGGUGACGAUUUGCUUGCAGGGUCGCACAUAGGUGCAGUAGGACGGCGGCGGGGCGGCGCCAUGUGGUGCCACAUAUGCCGCGACAGCGUCAGCCGCAGCGAGGACUCGGUGGUGGAGUGCACAGCGUGUCCUAAGCGGUUUCACCUGGAGUGUUUGCAACAAGAAGGUAUCGUAGCGCCGGGACAAGUCGUCGACUUGAACACUUGGCUGUGUCCGCAGUGCCUAGAGGAAGCAGAGGAGGAUGAGAUGACCAACGAUGAUAAAUGCUUUCUUUGCAGAAAGUCAGACAUCGAGGAUGAGUCGGGUGGCAAGUUGAUAAUGUGCGACGGCUGUCCGCACUCGUACCACAUGUCGUGUUUGAAGUUGACGAUAGAGCCAGACGAGGAGAAGUGGUUUUGCCCCGAUUGCAACCCCUCUGCGUUCAACACGGAUGAGAUACGCAGGCUGGGUAGGGGCUCCACGGCGCCCAGAAGCGGCGACACGGUGAACAGCAGCACAUGUUACGUGUGCCAGAGGCCGGGGAAGCUUCUGGGAUGCGAUUUCUGUGUUAAUUCGUUUCACCCUUCUUGUCUGGUCGAUGUUGACUGGAAUUCGAUCGGGGAGGAGUGGGAAUGCCCGGUAUGCAAGGGCUUUGAUCCACUGGCUAAUCAAAUGCACAAAAGAUGGACGCGACAAGAAAUUGAGACGAAGAAGAAGGAAAGGGCAAAAAACUACGAAAAGUUCAGGAGCAAGAUUAUGAGAUACAGAAAUAGAUUCCUUGUUGUACACCAGAAAGACCUUGGGCCCUUCGUAAACCCCAAGAUUCUCCAGGCUCUCGCCAGAACUUUGAAGGCGAACAUCGCAGGCCCGACUUCCCGGAGGGGGCGUGGAGGCGGUGCUGGUGGAUCCCGUUUGUGCGUCGAACGGUCGUUGUCAGAUGUGUUGGAGCAGCUGGAGGAUGAGGCUGCAGAAGAAGCUGAGAAGUUUACAAGAAGAGCCUACAGGUCGUGCCGUCACGCGUCGGGACGUCCGAUCAAGGGCUUGCCUUUAAGAGAGGGAAUCACUUUAAAGCCUCAUCAGGAAGAAGGAGUUGAUUGGCUGCUUCGCUCAUUCCUUACUGGAGGCGCCAUUUUGGCAGAUGAGAUGGGUCUGGGCAAGACUAUUCAGACUUUGUGCUUUCUGUCCUACUUGAGCGCCAUGAAGGUGGACGGGCCUCACUUGAUUGUCGUUCCUCUUUCGACUGUGGGAAAUUGGCUCCAUGAGAUACAUCGCUUUACGCCGUCGCUGACUCACAUUAAGAUCUGCGGCUCGCGAAAUGAGCGGCAGCAUGCCAUGCAAGACCGCCUUGCGUCGAAAGGUUUGUAUGACUUGUACGUCACGACGUACGAGACUGUAAAGAGCGAGGAGGAGUUUUUCGUGGAGCAGAUCCCCCAUUGGCAGUGCAUUGUCCUUGAUGAGGCGCAUCGCAUAAAGAAUGCUUCGGGUGCGAUUCGUCAUUCCCUGGAUAGGGUGCAAGGAAACAUGCGCCUUUUGCUAACUGGGACGCCGCUGCAGAACAAUGCUCAAGAGUUGUUCACCCUCAUCAACUUUCUAAUGCCCGAUGUGUUCAGAGAUUCCCUCGUCAUUGAACAGGCAUUCGCACAGAAUGCGAAGUCUGCUGCAGGGAAAUCUGGGGGAAAGCAGCCGAGGGGUCGCUCUAAGGCGGCGGCACUAGCGGAGAUGGAUGUGGACACAAUGUUCAAGCAGGAGGACUUGAACAAGAUCCGGCAGUUGCUCGAUCGAGUGAUGUUGCGGCGGCUCAAGGAGCAAGCCAUCGCACUUCCACGCAAAGUGUUUCAUGACAUUUGGCUACCUAUCUCAGACUUGACGGCCCAGUGGUACCGCAGGUUGCUAGAAAUCAAGUCUCUGCAGGAGGAAGCCAGAUCGAAUUCAGCGCGUGUCAACUUCAGAAAGAUGUUGGGCCUUGUCAUUAAGAUGAGGAUUCUUUGCGCUCACCCGAAGGGUGUUUGCGCUAGAGAGUCGCAACUACAGCGGCUCCAGGCUUUUUUCAGCCAAGAGGAUCCGGCACUGCAGGAGGAGGUGACGAGAGCAGCACGGGAGCUGCAAUCUGUUGAAGGAGCGGCACACCUUGCUGGUUCUUCUAAGUUAUUGUUUUUAGACAAGCUUAUGUGUCAUCUCCACUACCUGAACUGCAAAUACGUGCCGGCUUACGAGAGAGACUACAUGGCCCAUAAAAACGACGCGGCCACUUACGAAUUCUACAAGCGCCAUGAAGAGGCAGUGUUGGCAGCCUUGGCUGAAGGGAGGAAGCCCCCGAGGCGGCCAAAGAGAAGCGAGCUGAUAGGCAUCCCUGAGUAUAGGGCUUUGUUAGAACGGGGCAUGCCAAGCAGGGAUCUGACAACCGCCAGGGACGAAUCGUUCCUGAAAGAGGGGCUUUAUGCUGCUGAGCCAGUUAUGCCAACAAAAGAAUCAUGCAACCCUGAGCUGCAGGAGAGAAAACGCGGACAAGGAGAGCACGACAGCGUAUCGGAUAAUGAGGGUGCAGAGGAACAAAGCCAAGAAGUAGAGGGGGACUUAUCAGACGCAGACGUAGCUACCACGCCCCCAGAGGACCAGCCCAGGAGCAGAGCUGAGCGGCGCUCUAGGCGACAUCUAAUAGUGGAUGAGGAGGACCUGAUGCAGACGGACCCAACUUGUGCAGCUCAGGACUCGCAGGAACCGACAGCAACGGGGGCAGUAGCCAAAGGGGAAGCUGAUGGUGCAGCUUUAACCCCAGCCGCUCCCGUCUCCCAGGAAGAUGGUGCUGAUAGUGAAAAGGCGCAGCUUAAUGUGAAGAGUCCCGUUGCGUCAGAAGCGAAGCGCGAGGGGGAUGACAAGAGCAACAUGCCGACUGCCUGCUGUACAGGUAGCCCCGCUAGCCACAAAGACCAUAAGGAAAGUGUCGAUGCACUGGAUGCUCAGCCGAUAAAGACAGAAGAUGGUCCGUCUCCUGCGCGCCAGACAGAGGUGAACGAGACCAAAAAGGAACUUCCUUCCGGAGUGCCGGCAGCAGCAGUUCAGGUUUCAGAAGGACACGCGAAGCAACAGGACUCUUCCCCUGAGAGUGAGCGCAGUGAUUUUAAGAGCAAUGGAGGAAAGACAGCGAAGGCUGACGCCGCGAGCACUCCCAGGGUACAGAGGCUGCUGAUCUUUACGCAAUUUCAGCUUGUUUUGGAUGAAUUGGAGGCAUAUUGCAAGUACAGGGGUUGGAGGUACCUUCGAUUGGACGGAUCUACGAAUAAGUUUGUGCGGGAGCUGGACAUCAGGGACUUUAACAAUGACAAUACUUGUUACUUUGUAUACCUAAUUUCCACAAGAGCAGGAGGCCUGGGCAUUAAUCUGACAGCUGCCAACCACGUCGUUAUCUAUGACCAUGACUGGAACCCUUUCAUUGAUUUGCAAGCCGUUGAUAGGCAAGCUGUUUCCUUAAUUAAUCCCAUGAUGUGCCUAGCUCAUCGUAUCGGACAGCAGCGGGAAGUUCACGUGUGGUCUCUGGUCAGUGAAUGGACGGUUGAAGAGCGCAUGGCAUUCCGAAGGGAACAGAAGCUGCGCCUGGACAAACUACUGGUGCAACAGCAGAUAGAGGAGGAAGCAUUGGCCCUUGACGGGGAAGACGGAGAAGACAUCAAAGAGCAUAGAUCUGAGAAGAUAUCGACGGACGAAGUCCGGAAGCUGAUGCUUCAUGGGAAGAAAGCUAUUGUGCAAGUUGCGGCAACGGGCACUGAGGAUAUCUCAAACCUGCCUUUGGAAGACCUAACCUGCCGAUCUCGUCAGCCUCUCCCAGUGCUUGGAGAGGACGAGGAGCCAUUGGGAGCUUCGGCUUCGUUCGAGGAAGACCUGGAUGAGAAAAAUUUAGUUGAUAUAAACGAAGUCAUGGAUGAAGAGGCGGAGGAGCGCCGCAACCAGCAACAGCUCGUAGAGGGCACUGAGGAGCCCGCGGCUCCAGAGGGUCCUUGCGAUGCCCCUGGGGCGAAAACAGGCACAGAACCUGAGGAAGCGAAACCCAGCGGAAGCACUUCUCCCUGCGGUGCAGAGGAAGAAGUGGAGCUGUGUGAGGCUUCAUCAGGGGCUCCACCCAAGGGAGGCCUGGAGGCUGAGUUGCAGAGUGCAGGAGUAUUAUGGCGCUCUGGAAGAGAGCGUAAGAAACCUGUCGCGCUUUACGUCCCACAGGAGUUCACGCAGCGGGAGGAGCGUCGUAAGCUACGUCACGAGACGCGGUGCUUUGUGUGCGGCAACGGGAAGGACCACGUGCAGACAUCUGUAGACCGAGAAGGAAAGCCUGUGGAGGUGGCUUAUGGGGAUUUGGUCUGUUGCAGUGGCUGCCCCAAAGUGUACCAUCGCUGCUGCGAGGGUCUGCCGAAGGAUGUUAAGAAGAGCUGGCGCUGUCGCUGGCACGAGUGCGGUCUAUGCUUUCGGAAAACGUCACAAUGCGGCAACAUGCUCGUCCACUGCGCCCGGUGUCCCACGUCAUUCUGCUACGAUUGCUUCCCUCCGGACUAUUGCCGCUACAACGUUGGCGAGGACUAUUACAUGCAGCUUAGACAACGGGGCAUGAAUGUAACCCCGCAAAAUUGGAUUUUGUUUCUCUGCUCCAAGUGCAAAGCCGUGGAGGAGCAGCAGACUCGUCGUCGGCUGACGAAGGAGGAAAAGGACCAUGAGAAGUUGAUGCAACAGGAACUACGGCAACAGCAGCGGCAGCUGCAUCUCGAUGGCGCAAGGCUGCGACUUGAGAAGGAUGAGGUUAAGCAUUUGCAACGUCAGAGAGCAGAAGAGGAGAGACGGUGGUUUGAUCACAAGCAAGCGGUGGAUCGGUUGGACGAAGCAGGUGAGAUUGCGUUGAGGCAGGCGUAUCAACGUCUUUUCCCUGCUGCCUUUCUUGCGGAGAUUGAAAAGAGAUCCGCUGCAGCAAAAGCAGCGCAAAGAGCAUCUAGGGAGGCUGCUAUUGCAGAAGCAGUGAAUGCUGCUGCUGCCGCUGGAACCGACGGCCAAGCGGCAUUAGCGUCGGCAGCGGCGGCAGCAAUAAAGAAGGCAUCCAAAAAGCCCACAAACCAGCUAGCAAACAUGAAGCUACCCUCACAAAGUCUCAGCGUUUGUGACAAUUGCCGAUUUCCCUGCCAUGGGGUAAAGGAUUACCCGGGCCCGUGUUGCUUUCCCGAUGAAGUGAUACAAAAAUUUGUGGCACGAGCGCGGCCUGUGUCCCAGACAGGGCAGGAGCAGACAGGAGGACAUGCAGGCACAACGGGGCCUACGGAUGGCGUGAUUGACGUGGAUGCUUCCCCGGCUGAUGGGGCUGUGAAAGAGGGCUCAGACGUUUCUGCUUCGCCUGGCAUCCCACAAAGCGCGCUGCGGGCACUGGCGAGCUCGGCUGCUUUGCUGCAAGGAGGAUACAGUGAGGCAGGAGCCGCUGCGUCGGCGCCAUCGGUAGCAGGCAAUGACCAGAGGGUGAAGUACAUGCAGAGGCAGGUCUGCGCAGCGUGCCACGAGUGGCGCAUUGGGAAGAGGUCUCACACGAGAAAGCACUGCCCCACGCUUACUCCUGGACAGUUGCAGGAGUAUGACGAACGGCGAGCGAAGAUGCGACGUGUCGCGGAGUUGCUGCUGGCGAGGGAGCCUAUCCCCGACCCCAACCCGUGUGUCUAUGCGUCAGCAUCCCCCCAGCGACUCAAAGCUUUCUUUCAGCAGUACCAGGAAGCGGCGGACAAGGUUUUGGAGGAGUGCAUGGUAGCUGCAGGCCUUCAGCAUGCAAUCGCCUCGCGCUUUACCUCGGGCAAACGGGGAGUGCCCUCCCCUGCGGGAUACGGCUCAGCAGCAACACCACAAGGAGCGCAGAGCGCGUUGCCUUCAAUAAACAAUGUAGCUUCCAACAAAGACCGUAUAUCGAUGAUCCUGAACCGCAGCAAGGAGCUGCUGCUCCUCAAGCGUCAGAAGGAACUGCAAGUAUUGGCUACCCUCUCAGCUGCCAAUGGACGAGCGCCAGGCGCAUCUCUGGCCAACCUGCACAACGAGCAAAAGAAGCUGUUGAUGGGUGUUACGGGAGAUGGAGAAAGGUCUCUCAUGACGCCUUCUGAUACAAACAGCGAAGUUGAAGUGUUGGGGGUCGCAAAGGGUCAGCCAGUGCCGGGCGUUUCAUCUGCGGCUCCGGCCGACAACUGUGUCCCACCUGCUGCUGCUGCAGCUAUAGCAGCUGCAGAUUGCGCAGCUAAGAGCGCCACGGGAAAGCGACACAGCAUUGAUAGACCCAACAGUGGCGCCCGCGGCGCCACCAUCGCGGCAGCUCCUGUAAUUGCGAAGAGGCAGAGGAAAACCAUGUUAUCGAAGACAGGGGAAGCGAUGGCUGCGUGUGUGCAAGCUGCAGAGAUGGGGCUUCCGGGCGCUGGGGGUUCCAUUGCUGCGUCAGCUGUCGCGGCGGCAGUGAAGCAGAAGUCCAUAAUUGAUUUUUUCACAUCCAGGAACAGAGCAGCAGCUACUGGCGGCUCAGGGAUGAAGCAGCCGUUAUUGGCAGGCUCAAGAGUUCAAGGUGUCGCGCGUCCGGGAGGAAUGCCGGUUGCAGCCUUAGCUCCAUGGGGCGCCAAACAGGCUUCAGAUACAGAGAGUGAUUGA